Aegilops tauschii subsp. strangulata is the source of this 1360-nucleotide messenger RNA. RefSeq names its product binding partner of ACD11 1. NCBI's taxonomy places the organism in Eukaryota, Viridiplantae, Streptophyta, Magnoliopsida, Poales, Poaceae. Gene Ontology annotation, molecular function: RNA binding. The record is from RefSeq and is a predicted model, not a curated record.
CCCACCCCCAAUCCGAGGCGAGAAGACCACCACCCCAUCCCGGCGGCGGCGGAUCACGCUGUGCGCUUGCGCGCGUGCCUGCGGCUGCGUGAGGAGAGAAAAAGGAAGGAUAAAAAGAGGCGCGUCGGUUGCAGUUAGGUAGGAGAUCGAGGUCUCGCCCCGCCCCCACGCACUAAAGGCCACCGCUGCCGCUGGGUUUCCCAGUUUGGACCGGCGCGGCAUAGCUUCCCUUGGUGCGGUGGGUGGUGCCGUGCCGUGCCGUGCUGGCGGCGGCCUCCCGACCUACUACUAUCCAGCCAGACCCAGACCCACCGCGUGAUCCAUUGCAGCGAUAUUGGGGGCGCGCGGAGGAGGAGGAGGAAGAGGAGUCCGCACCCGGCAGAGAAGGGAAUCAUGAGCGGAACAGGGUACACGGUGGAAGUCACUAACCUGUCAAGCAGCGCUUCUGAAAAUGAUCUUCAUGAGUUCUUCUCAUUCUCUGGACCUAUUGAGCAUAUAGACCUUAUCAGAUCAGGAGGGUAUGGUUCAACUGCUUAUGUGACUUUCAAGGAACCCUAUGCCUUGGAAACUGCAGUAUUGCUGAGUGGGGCUACCAUUGUGGAUCAGCCAGUGUGCAUAUCUCGUUGGGGACAGCCUGAUGAGCCUUGUAAUUUCUGGGACAGACCAACUUGGCAGGUCGAGGAGGAAAUUGAAUAUAGGGACUACCAAUCAUGCCAGUUCAACGCCACUCCACAGGAAGCAUUGACAGUGGCUCAGGACGUCGUGAAGACAAUGCUGUCAAGGGGGUACAUACUGAGCAAGGACGCAUUGUCCAGGGCUAGAGCUUUCGACGAGUCCCACCAGCUAUCUGGGUCUGCGGCAGCAAAGGCUGCGGAGCUGAGCAGGAGGCUUGGCCUGACGGACAGAGUCAGCGCUGGUGUUGGCGCAAUCAGAUCAGUGGACGAGACAUACCAUGUUACUGAGACGACCAAGACCGUCGCCACCGCCACCGGAAGAACAGCAGUCAAGGUUAUGAACACCAUCGUGACCAGCAGCUACUUCUCCGCAGGAGCUAUGAUGGUGUCCGAUGCUCUCACCCGCGCCGCCAAGGCCGCUGAAAAUCUGGCUGCUCACGGCAGGCAGAAUUAAGUGGAAACAAACACCCCGUUCGAACAGUUCGUUGUGUCGGUUAUACAAAAGUCAGUUAUUCAGACACCAGGGUUGAACUUAAGAGUCUUAAGGUAUGAUAUUUAUGUGCUAUGUAUGAUACAGUAUAUAAUAACAGUAUUGUGGUAGCUAGAGAAAACUGUCAGUUAUUCAGACAACAAAUGUGGUUUGAACAAGCUAUGUGCAGAAUUCAGUCAAGGUGGUCGUGCAAUCA